Messenger RNA from Monopterus albus (swamp eel), 1601 nucleotides. RefSeq names its product glutaminyl-tRNA amidotransferase subunit QRSL1 (gene qrsl1). Gene Ontology annotation, cellular component: mitochondrion; glutamyl-tRNA(Gln) amidotransferase complex. NCBI's taxonomy places the organism in Eukaryota, Metazoa, Chordata, Actinopteri, Synbranchiformes, Synbranchidae. The annotation marks the transcript as partial. Gene Ontology annotation, molecular function: glutaminyl-tRNA synthase (glutamine-hydrolyzing) activity. The transcript has 11 exons. Gene Ontology annotation, biological process: mitochondrial translation; glutaminyl-tRNAGln biosynthesis via transamidation. The record is from RefSeq and is a predicted model, not a curated record.
CGAAACAAAUAUGGCAGCCCGCUACCUCUGCACACUGUGCGAAGGUUGUUUUUCAUUUGUAAGGUUGUCACAGAAAUCCUGUCAAUAUGUUAAGUCUGACAAUAAAGGAGGUGUCUUUGGCCCUCAGGGAGGGAAGGAUAUCCCCGACAGAGCUUUGUAGAAGGUGUCUGGACCGCAUCAAGAAAACACAUCUCAAUGCUUACAUCAGUGUGACAGAGGAUUUGGCACUGAAGCAGGCUCAAGAAGCAGAAACCAGGCUGCUGCAAGGUGUCCCUAAAGGUCCUCUGGAUGGAAUCCCCUUUGCAGUCAAAGACAACUUCUGUACAGAGAAUAUCAAGACCACAUGUGCCUCCAGGAUGCUCAGAGACUAUACUCCACCAUACAAUGCUACAGUGGUCCAGAAGCUCCUGGAUCAAGGAGCUGUUCUGGUGGGGAAGACUAACAUGGAUGAGUUUGCUAUGGGUGCAGGAAGUACUGACGGGGCUUUCGGUCCAGUAAGGAACCCCUGGAGCUAUGCUGCUCCCUACAGACAACAGACAGGGGCAUCACCAGACUCUGACUGGGUCAUUGCUGGAGGAAGCUCAGGAGGAAGUGCUGCAGCUGUGGCCUCACUCACCAGCUACCUGGCUUUGGGUUCAGACACAGGUGGUUCUACUCGUAACCCAGGAGCACUGUGUGGUGUUGUGGCCUUGAAGCCAACCUACGGUCUGCUGUCCAGACAUGGUCUAAUCCCUCUGGUCAACUCCAUGGAUGUGCCCGGCAUUAUUACCCGCAGUGCCAAUGAUGCAGCCAUUGUCUUAGGGAUCCUCCAAGGCCUCGAUCGUAGGGACUCAACAACAAUCCCCGCCCCUUCGCCCCUGACAGAGCUACCUGAGGACUUUGACGUCAAGGACAUGUGUAUAGGCAUUCCGAAGGAGUACCAUGCCCCGGGGCUGUCUGCACAGACUCUUGCUCAGUGGAGUCAUGUUGCUGACAUGCUUGAGAGAGGAGGGGCACGGGUGGAACAAGUAUCCCUACCACACACCCAGUACUCCAUUGUGUGCUACCGUGUCCUGUGCCACGCUGAAGUGGCAUCUAACAUGGCCCGCUUUGACGGCCUCCAGUACGGCCACCGUAGUGAGGUGGACAGCUCAACAGACGCCCUGUAUGCUACCACCCGACAUGAGGGCUUCAACGAUGUAGUGAGAGGGAGGAUUCUGUCAGGGAAUUACUUCCUGCUUAAACAGAACUACCAGCACUACUUUGUGAAGGCCCAGAAAGUCCGCCGGCUGAUAGCGAAUGAUUUUAAGCAAGUGUUCAGCUCAGGUGUCGACAUGCUGCUGACACCCACCACUCUUACUGAUGCAGCCCGUUACUCCGACUUUACUCAGGAAGACAACCAAACACGCAGCGCACAGGAAGACGUCUUCACGCAGCCUGUCAACAUAGCAGGUCUCCCUGCUGUUUCUGUGCCAAUUGCAUUAUCAAAACGAGGCCUUCCCAUUGGCUUACAGCUCAUAGGCCCAGCCCUCCAAGACAAAAGGCUGCUCAGUGUUGCCCAGUGGAUCGAGCAAAGGGUGGGCUUUCCCUCCAUCAGUGACUGUGAAGACUCCAGUGAGAGC